Molecule: messenger RNA, 3360 nt
Organism: Cyclopterus lumpus (lumpfish)
Lineage: Eukaryota; Metazoa; Chordata; Actinopteri; Perciformes; Cyclopteridae
Gene: zdhhc18a
Product: zinc finger DHHC-type palmitoyltransferase 18a
Exons: 10
Coding region: 433-1530 (365 amino acids)
Biological process (GO): peptidyl-L-cysteine S-palmitoylation; protein targeting to membrane
Cellular component (GO): endoplasmic reticulum; Golgi apparatus
Molecular function (GO): protein-cysteine S-palmitoyltransferase activity
Source: RefSeq, a predicted model, not a curated record
CAGUGACGUACAUUGGUUGACGGCAACAACAAAAAAAAAGGAAAAAGGAAACGCGAACUGCCGCAAGAAGCUUGAGCCGAAGCCCGUCCGUUGAAUUCACGGUGAAGGCGAUUUAAUACAACCAGACAAGUACUAGUAUGUAUGGCUUUAUUGUAACUGUCGAAGAUGGUAGUUAAACUUGAGUCAACUUCGGAAGUGAUUCGGCUGGUGAAGCUCUGCCCCGGAGGAGACAGCCCUCACUGCUCCGCCAGCUCGCGGGCGUCAGCUCUCCGGAUGGACGACUGAACGCGCACCGGGGCCACACAUCGACGAGCUAUGACGGCGUCGUGAGAGGACGGUGUCUCGAUAACGCGGCCGAGAAAUGAGAGUUGUUUUGUGAGUGCCUACAGCGACCUCCCGAGCACCGUGUCCCAGACCGUUAACGGGCACGCAAUGAAGAACUGCGAGUACCAGCAGAUCGACCCGCGGGCGCUGUCGGUGUCGCCCAUGUCGGCGCAGAACCGCGCCGAGAUGAAGGCGCAGCGGUCGCGGAGGAAAUGGGAAGUGUUCCCGGGGAAGAACAGGUUUUUCUGCGACGGACGGAUUAUCGUGGCCAGACAGAGCGGCGUCCUUCCCCUGACACUGGGCCUUAUUGUUGUCACGUGUGGCCUUUUCUUCGCAUUUGAUUGCCCUUUCCUCGUGGAGCAUCUGACUGUCUUUAUUCCUGUGAUCGGUGGGGUUCUCUUCUUGUUUGCGGUCAUCUCCCUGCUGAGAACCAGCUUUACAGACCCAGGCAUCCUACCCAGGGCCACCCCGGAGGAAGCAGCAGACAUAGAGAAGCAGAUAGAUACCUCAGGAUCCUCUACAUAUCGCCCCCCUCCGCGAACCAAGGAGAUUCUCAUCAACCAGCAGGUGGUGAAGCUCAAAUACUGCUUCACUUGUAAAAUGUUCCGCCCUCCUCGGACCUCCCACUGCAGCCUCUGUGACAACUGUGUGGAACGGUUUGACCAUCACUGCCCGUGGGUGGGGAACUGUGUGGGCAAACGCAAUUACCGUUUUUUCUACAGCUUCAUCAUCUCUCUGUCUUUUCUGACAUCGUUCAUAUUUGGCUGUGUCGUCACGCACAUCACCCUGCGUUCUCAAGAAGGUAAAAGCCUCAUUCAAGCCAUUCAAGAGAGCCCGGCCAGUGUGGUGGAGUUGGUGAUUUGUUUCUUCUCCAUCUGGUCUAUUCUGGGCCUCUCAGGCUUCCAUACAUACUUAGUAGCCUCCAACCUCACAACAAAUGAAGAUAUAAAGGGCUCUUGGUCAAGUAAACGAUGUACAGAGGAGUCUGGGAACCCGUACAGUUACAACAAUAUCAUAACCAACUGCUGUGUGACAUUAUGUGGCCCAAUGCCCCCAAGUCUGAUUGACAGAAGAGGUUUUGUGCCACUCGUUGAGGCGAGCCCUGCUGCUUCGGCCACGGAGAUAGAGCUGCCCCCCUUCCUGGCCAAGAAUGAUUCGAAUAUGGAGGAGAACUGUCAGGAGUUUUCUUUGUCCUGCACAGCUUGAAGGGCACUGCUGUAUAGACGGUCCAUGUGCACUCGGAGCACGAAGGAUGUGCUGGCGAGGAUGGUUCACGCCUUUGACUCUCGUGGCCUGUGCCCUCCUGGCACUCCAAAGACCACCCCUGUGGGCGUAGAGGUGUCCAGCUCACCGUCUGCCGGCUGCCCCCUGUUCAGCAGAAGCAGCAGGAAGAGAGACUCUCUUCACUCCAGCAACCCGGCCUUCCGCCUGGCUUCUCCCUCCCCGUCGUUGAGCCGCAAUACAAUGAUUCUGGGCGAGGGGCCCGACGUUGGCUUCAUCCCGAUACCCUGAGUACGCCCAGUGACCAUCAGGAAGUGGAAGGAGUCGCUCGACGCCGCUCUGGCUAUGUCUUUUUGCAUAGUGGUGGUCAUGCUGUGUGUUGCUGUUCGGUGUCUCAAGAUGUCAUUCUGAUGAAUUGGUUAAGCAUCACUUGGAGGGUUUUUAUGUUCUGUGAGUUGUAUCAACAAUAUUACAAGUGUCUUUCAGGAUGAAGGUCAAUCUUAGUAAUACUCAGAAGCACAAUAUAGAGAUAUUUUUUUAACACCUUUUUAUUAAGACACCCAGAACAUGCCUCCACACCUUCCACUGAACCUCAAGCCAUACGCCACAGCCACAGUGUUUUAAGUUCCUGCUAAUAUAUUAUGCACACGGGGAUGGAGUUCUUACGGUAUACGUGUGGAUGCUAGAUUACAGAAACGCACGUUUUAGAUUUACUGAACUGGCAAUGCUCUGAAAUAGUGAGCCAUUUUAGGAUUAUCAACUCCAAAGUUGGCCUUACAUCAUGUUCCAUAAUUUCUUAUCAUCCUGAUGUCAUCUGGUGGAACCAGCUUGACGGUAUUCAGAUUAAAUGAGCAAUCGCAGUGUGAAGGGGGAGCAGCGCGAGGAGCGCGAGGUGCAGUUUUUAUUUAAUUUUUUAACGUUCGCAUUUCAAGGUCUUGCUGUGUUUUGUAGUCCCUUCUGCAUGCGGUGUGUGUAUCAGAUGCUCUGAAGCUAAAUGGUAAAUAUAUUUUCUUGUGAGGUGUAUCACUUUAGAAGACCAUCAUUGAAAUGUUGUCCAGAUAUUUUUUCACGUACGACUAGUGAUGAAAUAUUUUAUUUUUCUUGCUUUAUCUCAUUUGUAAGUAUUUGGAUCAAAAAUCAAAUUAGCUGCUGCCCACCAGGGCUUGGAUUGCAGUGUUUAUCUCUGACACGCUGUUUCCUGUUAAUGUGCUUUACUGGGAUGCUUUUCAGUGAGCAUCUGUUGUUUUUCUUCUUCUUCUUUGCCCUCGGGGCACUUGGGCCGUGCGUUGCCUGUUACGAGUGUGUUGGCGGCGGCGGCGUGUGGACUGUUUCAAGCAGAGGAAUUUUAAUGAGGUCUCUUCACACGCUCAUUUUCAUGGCUGUGACCUUUUUUCUUCUUCUCACUGUAUGAAACUUGACCCUCUGAUCUGUGUGGCGGAGGACAAUAAUAGUAAAUGGCAGCAGUACGUUUGUGCCACUAGGGGGCAGCAUGUGAAUACAGAUUGCAGCCCAGUCAAGAGGACAGUUGAGUAACGUGACAGCCAUUAGACAAAAGGCCUUUUUGAUGUAUUAUUUAUUUUUGUUUGUACUUGAGCGUAGAAGCUGUCCAUAGGUUGUGAAGAGCCACGUUGCCAUAGACAGGGGGUCGUUCAUUUAUCCGUCUGCAUCAAGACCCUUAGGUUGUGUAGACAUUUGACUGUAACAAGCAGUGCUUGUAUGGACACACUUGUUUGUUUGUAUUUUGUAGGAUGUAACAGUGGAACUGUAACACACGGUCAAUAAAAAUGAUCACUUUUGUUGGUUUUUCGCUUUUUA